Molecule: messenger RNA, 5875 nt
Organism: Cervus elaphus (red deer)
Lineage: Eukaryota; Metazoa; Chordata; Mammalia; Artiodactyla; Cervidae
Gene: SHB
Product: SH2 domain containing adaptor protein B
Exons: 6
Coding region: 655-2178 (507 amino acids)
Molecular function (GO): phosphotyrosine residue binding
Source: RefSeq, a predicted model, not a curated record
CUCUGGCGGCCCGAGUGUCACACGCGCGGCGGUUCGGGAGGCGGCGACAGCGGCAGCGGCAGGCGCCGCCGGGACGGGCACGGGCGCGCGGGCUCGGGCGGGCGCCGGCUGCCUCCCUCCCUCCAUCGCUCGCUCGCUCUCCGGCCCGACUGCUCGCCGGCCGGGGGCCGAGCUCGCUCCAGCGCUCUCAGGAAGGAAGAAGUCGGGGCGGCGGGGGGCCGAGGACGCCGACAAGUUCCAGCAGCAGCCGCGGAUCCCGGCCGAGGCGGAGGCUGCGGUUCCGACGGGACAGGAGCGCGCUCCGUGGCAGAGCGCACGGCCAGAGCGUCUGAGGAGCGGGGGGCGCCCGGGCCUUUCGCUAUCCGUGGGGCCGCGGCGGGGAUCCCAUGAGACGCGCCCGCAAGGGGCAGGAGAUCCAAAGCCCGGGCGGCGCGCGGCGGAGGCGGAGGGCGGUGCUGCAGCUGCCGGAGGCCGGGAGCGGCCGGCAGGAGGCAGCGGAGAGAACUUGAACUUGGCGUCGGGAGCGGGCGCCCCGGACGCCCCUCGCCGGGGCCGGGGCCGGGGCGCCGAGGGACCUGGGCGGCAUCGCUGCCCCCCGAAUGGCCGCGGCGGCGGACCCGGCUCCCGCGCCGCGGCCCUAGGCGGCCUCUCGCCAUGGCCAAGUGGCUGAACAAGUACUUCAGCUUGGGCAACAGCAAGACCAAGAGUCCCCCGCAGCCGCCGCGGCCCGACUACCGCGAGCAGCGGCGCCGAGGCGAGCGGCCCUCGCAGCCCCCCCAGGCCGUGCCGCAGGCCCCCGCGGCUGCCUCCGCGUCCUGCGGUACCGCCGCCGCCUCCUGCUUCUCGGCCUCGUCGGGGUCGCUGCCCGACGACAGCGGCAGCACGAGCGACCUCAUCCGCGCCUACCGCGCACAGAAGGAGCGCGACUUUGAGGACCCCUACAACGGGCCCGGCUCGUCGCUGCGCAAACUGCGCGCCAUGUGCCGCCUGGACUACUGCGGCGGCGGGGAGCCGGGUGGGAGCCAGCGCGCCUUUUCCGCCUCGUCCGCGUCGGGCGCCGCGGGCUGCUGCUGUGCCUCCUCCGGCGCGGGCGCCGCCGCGUCCUCGUCCUCGUCCUCUGGCUCCCCGCACCUCUACCGCAGCAGCAGCGAGCGGCGGCCUGCCACCCCGGCCGAAGUGCGCUACAUCUCCCCGAAGCAUCGCCUCAUUAAGGUGGAGAGCGCCGCGGGCUGUGCCGGCGACCCCCCAGGGGCCGCCUGCUCCGGCGGCCGGACCUGGAGCCCGACGGCCUGCGGCGGCAAGAAACUACUCAACAAGUGUGGCGCCUCGGCCGCGGAGGAGAGCGGCGCCGGCAAGAAGGACAAGGUGACCAUCGCUGAUGACUACUCGGAUCCCUUUGAUGCCAAGAAUGAUCUCAAAAGCAAAGCAGGAAAGGGAGAGAGCGCAGGCUACAUGGAGCCCUAUGAGGCCCAGAGGAUCAUGACUGAGUUCCAGAGGCAGGAAAGCGUCCGGUCGCAGCACAAAGGCGUCCAGUUGUACGACACCCCUUAUGAGCCGGAGGGCCAGAGCGUGGACUCGGACCCGGAGAGCACGGUCAGCCCCCGGCUCCGGGAGAGCAAGCUGCCCCAGGACGACGACAGGCCCGCCGACGAGUACGACCAGCCGUGGGAGUGGAACCGGGUCACUAUCCCAGCUCUGGCAGCCCAGUUUAAUGGCAGUGAGAAGCGGCAGUCAUCCCCCUCGCCUUCCCGGGACCGGCGGCGCCAGCUUCGGGCUCCCGGAGGCGGCUUCAAGCCCAUCAAACAUGGGAGCCCUGAGUUCUGUGGGAUCCUGGGAGAGAGAGUGGAUCCCGCCGUGCCACUGGAGAAGCAAAUAUGGUAUCACGGGGCCAUCAGCAGGGGCGACGCUGAGAACCUGCUGCGCCUCUGCAAGGAAUGCAGCUACCUUGUCCGGAACAGCCAGACCAGCAGGCACGACUACUCCCUCUCCCUGAAGAGCAACCAGGGCUUCAUGCACAUGAAACUGGCCAAAACCAAAGAGAAAUACGUCCUGGGCCAGAACAGCCCCCCGUUCGACAGUGUCCCGGAGGUCAUCCACUACUACACCACCAGGAAGCUGCCCAUCAAAGGCGCCGAGCACCUGUCCCUGCUCUAUCCGGUGGCGGUGCGGACCCUGUGAGCCCCGCGCCGCCCCGCCGGGCCUGGGCGGGGAGGAGCCGCCGCCGCCGCCGGCGUGUCCAGUUCGUGUCGUGUGUAUGGUACUAGCACACCACUGCAUGUCUUAGAAUGCUGUCGCCCCUCGCGGGGGGCUGGAGAAGGCCUGGAGAGAGACUGAAGGACAGCCAGCGCGCCGCCCCAGCCCCCACCCCCACCCCCUCCUCGAGUUUCUGUGAAUUAAAAUAUUUGCAAAUCCAAAGAGAUGCCUUCCAGGAUGAACAAAGGAGAGCAGCUCCGAGGGGCGGGGGCGGCAGCUCCCGGGUCGCGGCGCUUUGUUCUCCAGCCGUCAGGAAUUCACACCUGUGUCCCGGGCGCAGUGUUUCCCACCGGGGGCCCCCCUGGCGCUGGGAGCCGAGUGCUGGUGUUUUGAGAGCCCAGAAGGCCCCGGAGUCCCACCUCCCUUCUGGUGUGUGUGUGUGUGUGUGCGCGCGUGAGCACAUUGGUGGGAGAACACGACCACACACAGAUGUAAGCCCACUAAUCCACUUCCAGUCACUCAGUGUAAUCACUAGGAGAUCUCAGAGGGGUCGUUGUGCAGUCAAAAAAGGAUUCAAUUAUUUAUGAAUAGGGUGUGUAAAUAAAAUAGUCGUUUAAUAUAUAUUCUUAUCCCUUUUUUUUUUUUUUUUAAUAUACUGCAGUGGGUCUCUGACGGGGUCAAGUGAUUACCUGUGAGUUUCGUUCCCAGAGCAAGGUGCAACUCCUGGGCACGUGGAAAGGAGGCAGAGCCCCCAGCUCAGGGCAGAGGGCUUUUCUUUGCCCCCUCGAGAGUCAACCUACAGGAAGGGGCAUUCAGGCUCCAGUGUUGAUCCAGCAUCCACGCUCCCUCUUCUGCAUACCACCACCCCGUGAUGGCGAGUCUGUGUUAACCCCACAGGCGCACGGCACCCAGCAGUCCAUAACGCGCUCUCCCCAUUAACUGGGGUCAGUGCCACCCCAGGAGGCACUUCACGUGUGGGGAGAGGGAGGCUCAGAGAAGGAGGGUGAUUUGUCCAAGUUCACCCGGUCCACAAGCAGAGGAGACUCUUGAGCCAGUUCUUUGUCUCUGGCUGUCACCCUGCCCCUGGAGGAAGGCAAAUCCUGACCUCUCGGGGGACAUGGAGUCCUCUUGGUCAUCUGCGCUGCCUCCACACAGAUGGGAACAUCUGCACACUCCACCCCCGUCUUGCCCCUGCCCUUCACAGGGGGCAGAUCCUUCUCAUACAGAGCAGACAUUCAGCGAGGUUGCUGCCUUUCCUUCUCCUCCGACCCACCCACCACCAUACCACAGUUAAAUGCGAUGGAAGAAACAAAAGAAUCUCAUGGAAUAGCAUGAAAGGCACGGCUUUCACCUACUGAAGGAGGUGUGAGGGGUCCAGAUGCGUCGCGAGUUUCAGCACCUUCACCAAGCACAUGUCAUCCUGCCUGCCAGCGGGCCAAGAGGAAUGGAAGUCUGGUCACCAUCGUCCCCAGUAGGAGGGGGCUGAGUCCAGUCUGACCAUCACCAGCACUGCCAGGCCUUCGAGAUGCUCCCGACUCACUGUCCAGGUGGGAGAUGGAGGCCUCAUGAGAGGAGAGGACUUGCCCUGGCCGCCCAUUAAGCCAGUGCAAAGCAGGACUAGAAGCCGUGUCUCUUUAGGUGUCUGGUGGAUUUUAGCAGGCUAUGGCCAAAGCUGUUCCCUCAGCAUCUGCUUCCUGCCCAGUUCAACCAAUCAGGUCAGUCUCCCGAGUCCUUGUCUCAGUCCCGGCAGCCCCAGCCCCUCCCAUCCGUGAAUCCCGCAGGCCCACCCACCUCAUGGUUGCCUCAUUGCCUGUGACCUGGGCCUAGUCUCCAACACCUCAAUCCUGACCUUUCCUUUGCUGUUUCCAAAACAUCCUUUGAGGCUACAGUACCUCAUGUUUUCCUCUUCUUUUUUCCCUAGUGAGUGAGAAAAUGAGUGAAGUGUUGGCACUUGUCCAAACAGAGGUGCCAAAGGAGAGUGGAUCCCUAGGACCCAGUUAGAGAUUGGAGACGGGGGAGGUAGCCCGCGGAGCAGGGCGUUGGCAUGAACCUUCCGGUUGCCCCUCCUUCACCAGCAAAUCCAGAUUUCCCCAGGGCCCUUCCUAAGAACCGCAGGUCAGGCAGUGCAGGAGCCCAGGACCAUCCUCAAUGAACAGACUUCAGAACAGACUUCUCCUCAGAAAAGGCUCCGCCCCGUGGUCUGAGGGAAAACAAGAAUGCUUCACCCUCUGUUCUUGCCUUUACUCUUUUAAGGGAUUCCUGGGCCCUGCCUCCAUCUUCCUGAAGUCUCCCUGGGAGGCCCAACCUCCAGCUCCCCUUGGGGACUGAGGUCGGCAGAGGAGCCAGCUUACAGGAUGGGAGCCGCUAAAAGGAAUUUUUUUCCUUAAUUUUAUGAACCUCUCCCUCUUCUUCCUCUAAUUGUGACCGUUUCCUCUGGCGGCGUGUAUUCAUGUUUUCUUGGACAUCUAACAAUUGAAACAGCUUUUCCCUUUCAGAAACACUCACAUUCAGGUUAUUGGCGUUGGUUUGGGUUUUGUUUUGGCUUUUUUUUUUUUUCCUUCAUCUGCUGCCAAUUAAUGAGGGGGAAAAUGAGCUGGAUUUCUUAGAGGGGGGAAAAAAAAAGCUCCCUGCCACACAAUAUCCCGCCUCAGCAUCUUGUCUCAGAGCACAGCCUCCAACCCCUAACAGGCUGUGUUGCUCAGAGCCACAGGACUGUUGUGUUUUUUUUUCCCCUUUUCUUUCCCUCCAUUGCUGGCUUCAUUAUUGACCAUAAUGCCCCAGCCACUUCAGCAGUGAUGUCCUUGAGCACCGAGGAGUCAAGGCCUUUUGGGCAGCCCCUCCAGAACAAGAUGGCGGCCCAGAAAGAAAGGAGGCUUUGUGGGGAGAGAGGGCCCACCUGCCGUCAGGAGACAGGCUCACAGAGCAGCCCUUCUAAAGAAGGAGGUGAAAAGGCCCCUCUUCAGAAGGCCGGGCCAAUCCCAGCUGAGCUGCGCCUCCCCUCCCAGAGCGGCUCUGGCGGGCAGGCAGAGGGCCAUCUUGAUGUAGCUUCCGGCGGGGGCCUGGGAACCAACAGGUGGGGCCCCUGGCAGGUGGUACGCUUCUGCGGUCACAGGCCCCGGAGCUUGCCUUUCUAAAGAUUCAGAGCACUGAGCUCCGACCAGCUCUCCAGUACACGCUCAGGGAAGCGGUUGAUGUCACUGAUUAAGGGCCCAGCAGGGACAGCCAGCCAGGCCUACCCUGUGUUCGCACAGACCCCAAGGACAGUGCCUGCAGAAACGGGCAGAUAGGGCAGGCUGGCGUCUGGAGUUGGCCCAUCGCUGCCCGUGAAGCGUCCUGGCGGGCUCAGAUGGUCAUCCAGCAAGCUGCCACGUCUGUCCUUUUACCUGCCCCCAGCGAUUGCCGGCAGAGACAAAUGGGGCAAGUUGUCCAGUGGAACCAGCACAACCCAGAGCCCAGAUGCAGGAGCACCUUUCAGAACCCCACAGAGACCCCCUCAGGCCCCCCUGGGCGCGGCAGCCCCCAGCCUCUCCCCUUCUCGGGCUGUUGUGUUACUGCCAGGAGCCUGUGACCACCGCCUCCUGCUCAAAGUGUCCUGUAAAGAUCUAACUCUGUGUGAUGAGCUGUAUGAUAAUGCAUUUUUAAUGUGAAGCUCUUAAUAUACACGUGUUUUGUUUAAACUGUA